Molecule: messenger RNA, 2555 nt
Organism: Sinocyclocheilus anshuiensis
Lineage: Eukaryota; Metazoa; Chordata; Actinopteri; Cypriniformes; Cyprinidae
Product: calmodulin-lysine N-methyltransferase-like
Exons: 12
Coding region: 212-1219 (335 amino acids)
Cellular component (GO): cytoplasm
Molecular function (GO): calmodulin-lysine N-methyltransferase activity
Source: RefSeq, a predicted model, not a curated record
AAGUAGCAUGGGAUUUUAUUACUAAGCAACAGAGACCAGCGCAUACCGGCGAAUUGGUAAAAACGGUAGUAAACUGUACCAUCGACUUUAACCACAUUCAGAGAACAUAUGCCAAAUAAGCCUUCGCUUAGACUCUGCAUUCCGUUGUCGUUAUACUGUGAUAAGUUAUUUUCCGCUUGAGAUAGGAUCAGAUCGAGCAGGUUGCUCUGUCAUGAAUACAUUUAAAGAUCCCCCGUUUGCUGCGACAGAAAUGCAUGCGAACAAUCUCCAAAAUCACGACUCUCACUGUGGAACCGAUGUGGCCCGUGCACGCUGGGCUCUUCUGCGACAGGUUCUGAAACAGAAGCAGCUCGACAGUUCAGUGUCAGUGCGAAGAUUCUCCUCCUUUAACCUGUUCUCCAGGAGCAGGGUCACUCCCACAGAGACGGAUGAGCCAUGGGACCGGCAGUGGGUGGAGUACAGAAGUGCAGUCUUUCCUCAGUACAGUGCCUUACUCAGAGACAAUCUUGGUCCAGUUAGAGUGAAUGAGGUGCUCAGCAGCUUUGACAACACAGGAAAUGUCUGUGUCUGGCCUUCUGAAGAGCUGAAAAACUUCACUCUCAUACUCAUGUACUUCAAUGUUAACGCUAAACGGCGCAUCAAACCCCUCCGUGUCUCUCUGUCUAACAGGGGCUCCACGGUGUGUGAGCUGGGUGGAGGGAUGACGUGUCUGGCCGGUCUCAUGAUUGCGGUUUGUGCUGAUGUGAAGGAAGUGCUGCUAUCUGAUGGCAACGAGAAGGCAAUUCAAAAUGUGCGCAGUGUUAUCGAGAGGAACAGGCGAGAGGGGGUCUUCCUGUCUACCGAUGUGUCCAGCAGGGUGGUGAGAUGGGACAAUGAGGCCGAUAUGUCCACUCUGGAGGGUCGCUUUGACGUGGUGAUGUGCGCUGACUGUCUGUUUCUUGACCAGUACAGAGGGAGUCUGGUUGAUGCACUAAGAAGAUUACUGCGACCUGAUGGCACGGCUCUAGUAUUUGCUCCUACCAGAGGAGACACACUGGCAGAAUUCUGCAGACUGGCAGAAAGCGCAGGCCUGAGAGUGUGUCGCUAUGACAACUACGACUCACACUUGUGGGACCUUCACCUGAAGAUGCAGAGAGAGGGAAAGGAGGUGUACGAUGAGAACAUCCACUAUCCUCUUCUCCUCACUCUAACUCACGGAUCCAGUCCAGCCCUGAUCUGAGCUGGGCAAAGCCAUCUCAUGCCAGGCUGCCUUUCUGUACCGCCCACCCCGGCUUUGCCACUGUGUCCUCACCUGCUGUGUGUGUGUGUGUGUGUGUGUGUGUGUGUGUGUGUGUGUGUGUGUGUGUGUCAGGCCUAAGCAGCCUCUCACCACACUCCUCAACUUGGAUAACUUUUUUAACUACCGUGUGUGUGUGUGUGCAGUGAAACAGACUAUGUAGGUGAGUUGCCAUGUGUGCGUGUACUUGACCUGUUUACUGUGCAACAACAGUGUGAAAUGCAUUAAAUGGGAAUGGAGAACACAUCCCUCCCUCUCAUCCUACAAACACUGCGGAUGUGAUGCUCAGAUAUGAACUUAUUCAAUGCCUGUGAGUAUACUGUACGUGAUAUCAGAGAUGAUGAUUCAGGGCAGAACGUUACAAAUUUAUGAAUUCAACUCUGGAGGCUUAUACAGCUAAUCAGGUUCACAGGACUAUCUUCGCCUCUUUACAAAGACGUAAAUGAGGCCGUAGGGUCGUCUUGAUCAUGAGAUCUUGUUAUCAUAAUGACACCAGCUCUCAGUUAGCUACUGAUUCUGUAUCUACAUUCAAAGGCUCAUUCUGACACCAAAGGUUAUGAGGGGAUGGAUGCUGCUGCGCUGAAUGUUAUUUGCUUCACUGUGAAAUGCUCUCAUCUGGCAUUUUUUAUCGAAGAACUGACAAGAUAUGACAGAUUAGGCCAGACUAAGACUGAACUGAUAUCUUGACAGCGUCACACUACCACUGGUAAGAACUGCAGCACUGUUCUCCACUGAGUCCUGUAUGUUUAGAGUGCACUCACUAUGCAUGCUGGACCAAUGGCCUCAUAAAGAGAUGAAAAUGGUGUCAUAAUUUAUCAUGUCUUUUGAAACCCAUUUGAUUUUCUUUUAACCUUAGAAUGUAAAAAGGGUUAUUUGUAGCAGAAUGUCCAAAUUGUUUUUUCUAUACAAUAAAUGUGAAUGGUGAUCAUAACUACCAAGCAACAUUUUCAGAGUAUAACAACUUAAGUUUCAUUCUUUUUUUGCACACAAAGGCUUCAGAGGACAGAGGAAAGCUGGGUGGACAGGGUGCUUUUUUUGCCCUUUUUUUGAACGGACAGCCUCUGGUCAUCAUCCACUUUCAUUGAAUGGAAAAGGGCAGCAUUGACACUCUGCUAAACUUCUCUUUUUAGAUUCCAUGGAAGAAAGAAAAUACUAUGUGUUUGGAAACGACAUGAGGGUGAGUAAAUGAUGACGAUUUUGACAUUUAAAUUUAAUUAAUGGAUACAAUUCAUAUGAGUUCUGUAUACAGACCCCUUUCCGCCAUGAAAACAAAAUACAA